AUGGUGAAGCUCUUCUGCGCGAUCGUUGGUGCGGCGGGCAGUGCGUUUCCUGUGGACAUUGACGCGGGUCAGUCGGUGGGAGACCUGAAGAAGGCGAUCAAGGCGGAGAAUCCAGCGACUAUCACGUGCGACGCCAAGGACCUGCAGCUUUCCCUGGCGAAGACGGCGGACGGCGCGUGGCUCUCAUCGAAGGACCCUGAUACACUGCUGAACGUGGAAAUGGACCCAGCAGAUGAGAUUGGCGACGUGUUUGAAGGUGCUCCAACGAAGAAGACGAUUCACGUGCUGGUGGUUGCAGAUCGGGAGUGCCUUGAAGUCCAGGACGCUGAAAUUGCACCGCACCCGAGUCGCAAGAGACGAUGGGACAAGUUGAACGAGGUUCUUGAUAAGAACAAGAAAGCGAAGAAGGGUGCCGGCUCCGCGGGUUUCUCGUACGUGUCGUUCCCGGAGAUUGACAGCAUCAUGCCAGCGACCAAGUAUCGACCAUCGUCAAAGCUUAUCCCUGACGAAAAGCUUGAUGCGCUGCAUAGAUACUUUCCUAUCUUGAUCAAGGCUUUUGGAGAUAUCAUUACUGGCAAAGAAGCAAAGCGACUGCACUUCAUCGUGCCCGUGCUUGCAAGUGUCUGUGCGCUGUUCGAUGGAGGCGUCCAAAUCCUGGCCGAAGAAACCGUGAUUGGGAAACGUGUUCACGGAGACGUAGCCUUUGAGUUCGUGCUUAAGCGCGGCGAGAAACGAGUUUGCAUUGUGGAAGCGAAACGUGACGAUAUCCAGCAGGGUCUUGCUCAAGCUUACGUGGGAAGUGAAGCACUUGCGGAUGUAGAAGGACUGCCGAAAGUGUACAGCAUUGUCACGAACUUCUUGGAAUGGGUCUUCUCGAGAAGUCUGGAUGAAAAAAUUGAGCGUGCGACACCCGUGAUGAUGGUGAUGGAGAAUGACGUUCCUGCACCUGAAUCAGUGAAGCAGAUUGCGGGCAUGAUUUACUCCAUCCUGUCGGAAGACAACUAG
This is a messenger RNA of Phytophthora sojae, 1005 nucleotides long. RefSeq lists its product as hypothetical. NCBI's taxonomy places the organism in Eukaryota, Oomycota, Peronosporomycetes, Peronosporales, Peronosporaceae. The record is from RefSeq and is a predicted model, not a curated record. The transcript has 2 exons. Bases 1 to 1005 code for a protein of 334 amino acids.